Lindgomyces ingoldianus is the source of this 2177-nucleotide messenger RNA. RefSeq names its product TPT-domain-containing protein. Gene Ontology annotation, biological process: UDP-glucose transmembrane transport. The coding region runs from base 156 to 1979 and encodes 607 amino acids. The record is from RefSeq and is a predicted model, not a curated record. Gene Ontology annotation, molecular function: antiporter activity. Gene Ontology annotation, cellular component: cis-Golgi network; endoplasmic reticulum-Golgi intermediate compartment; Golgi apparatus. The transcript has 3 exons. Lineage: Eukaryota; Fungi; Ascomycota; Dothideomycetes; Pleosporales; Lindgomycetaceae.
GCGUCUUUCCCUAUGCGAACGCUAGAUGAGGCACUCCCCGACUGAUCACACUGCGAGCUUGCUCGACCCCUGAUGACGGCCUAUUGCAGUGCAGCCAUCUGAUCCGACGGCCAAGGCGCUAACCCCCGUCAUCUGGGCAUCCACCGCGGACCGCCAUGGCCUCCAACUCAGUAGUCGCUCGCUGGCUCCAGGACCAAACGCACAAAACCCCAGCUCACCCCGAUACACUGCACCCAGCCGAUGAAUUCCCCCUUGCAACCUUCUCUAACCCUCCAUCUUCGUCAUCUGGCUCCGACAUUGGCAGCGGCGACUUCCUGCAUCUGCGCGACUCUCGCGCACACAUCGCUAAGUUGAUCCACCCACCAACUCUUAGCAUGGAUGGGCACCCCCCAACAAACCACGCCCGUCGACGCAGCUCUUCCCUCGCCGGCGUCCCGGGACUCCCAAAGAAGAAGGACUCGAAGAAACACAGGAGAGCGCGCUCCGAGCACAUUCUCGAGGCAGACGAGGACAAGUCGGAGUCGGACAACGAGCACUCGGAUUCGUCGGUGAAGACUGAGAGCACUGAUCUCGAGCUCGACGACAUGCGGUCUGAAGACGGCCUAGAAGACGACGAGGAGACAGGCCUCACUGGGCGAGACCGACGGCAGCGGCGGCGGAGAAAGAGGAGGAACACCCGGUUGGACCAGCGUGUGGCGGAGGACGUCCGGUUUACCAAAGACGAGGAGAAGCUGGCAAACCAGAGCUUAAUCCGCUCCAUGCUCAUAAAUGCCCUUUUGAUUUCGCUAUGGUACCUAUUUUCCAUCUCAAUAUCAGUCUACAACAAAUGGAUGUUCAAAGAGGAGAAGGAGGAUGGGGAAACAAAGAACAUCUUCCCCUUCCCGCUAUUUACGACCUGCCUGCAUAUGAUUGUCCAGUUCUCGCUCGCUUCCCUGGUGCUAUUCUUGAUACCCUCGUUCCGACCUCGACACGAUUCCCUCAAUCCCCAUGUCCCAGGUGCCCCCCCACCGGAGCCAAUAGAUUCUAAGAAGCCUCUUAUGACACGGUGGUUUUACUUGAGCCGCAUUGGUCCCUGUGGAGUUGCCACCGGUAUGGAUAUAGGGCUGGGCAACACCAGCUUGAAGUUCAUCUCCUUGACCUUUUUUACUAUGUGUAAAUCAUCCGCGUUAGGGUUUGUCCUACUCUUCGCCUUUCUUUUCCGCCUUGAACAGCCAUCUUGGAGACUUGUUUUUAUCAUCUGCGUAAUGACCAUUGGCGUGGUAAUGAUGGUGGCCGGCGAGGCUGCUUUUCAUGCUCUUGGAUUUAUUCUGGUCAUGGCUUCAGCCUGCUCCUCUGGAUUUCGAUGGUCUUUAACACAAAUCCUCCUCCUCCGCAACCCUGCUACGGCGAAUCCAUUCUCGUCUAUAUUUUUCCUGGCGCCGGUCAUGUUCCUCUCCUUAUUCGUUUUAGCUGUCCCGGUGGAAGGAUUCUCUGCUCUUGCUAAAGGACUAUCGACCCUUUUUGAAAGCAAAGGCACCCUAUUGGGAAUUGGCAUUCUGCUUUUCCCGGGUUGCUUGGCGUUCCUCAUGACUUCGUCGGAAUUCGCUCUGCUGAAGCGAACUAGCGUUGUCACGCUAAGUAUCUGCGGCAUUUUCAAAGAGGUGGUAACGAUUACAACCGCGAAUCUCGUCUUCAACGACCCCCUCACGCCCAUCAAUCUGACUGGUCUUGUGGUUACUAUCUGCAGCAUCGCUGCCUAUAAUUAUAUGAAGAUCAAGAAGAUGCGGGAUGAUGCACGGAUGGAGGUGCACAUUUCAGCGCAGGAAGAAUACACUCCAGUCCUGACUACGGAUCCUGACCACGUCAACGCAACGGGCUCAACUACAAGAAGCCUCAUCAGAAACAGUCUGACUCUGGUCCCCGGGUUGUCUGCAGAAAGGCCAGCAGUAGACAGUCCUUCGCGAGCAUCUCCGAUCAAAAGGCCUGAGGAUUUAGAGUAGACUUAGCAUAUAAUCACUUCUGUAUUGUGCGCGCACAUAUUGGGUGGGGCCACGGGCUCUUUUGCAUUUAUGUAGCAUUACCAGGCGUUUUGAAUUUUGGAUGAGAGUUUUGCACAUAAAUAUACAUGAGACUGGCAGAAGCUUUGGACUAGGAAUACUAUGCAGUCAACGGUAAUAGUUGACACUACACCAUUUGAC